GAUAGAUUCAUGAGCGUGUGUUUGAGACGGGCGUUCGUCGUGACGCAACGCGGCGGCUGGACAUUGCUGGGCGGCCAAUAAGCUGUCUCUGAGUGGGAAGUGUGGGCUGGCCUAGUCUUAAAGGAAGGCACUCCAGCUUCCGAGAGUUGUGCUAAGCCUAUACCGUGUAAUGGACUUGCUCGCCCGCUCUUAACACUGCAUCAAUACUAUCACAUAGACCGGGGGCGGCCGUGCUAAACAACCCAGCUUGGGUGCCUUGCUCAGUGACGGAACGAUAGGGCUUGAACGAACCUUGUAAGAGCUGGGCUGGCACAAUUUAUGAAAUAAAGUUGGAAAAAAAUUAAAGACGGUUUAGGCAGUUCUGUGAUAGCGAACAAGGAGUUUAAGUGAAAAGACAGUAAAGAUCAAAGAAACUUGAUUACAGGUAUGGAUUCCCAGCAUUCGUGGUGCAUCUCCUUCACAGCAUUGAUCUACCUGGCGCUCCUACUUCAACCUGCAACAGGGAAAUGCGUUGGAAAAUGGGCGAUACAUUCAUGUUUUGGAGGCAAUGGAAAAAGGUCGGACCCAAGCAUCGCCCAGACAAUAGAUACCCAGAAACAGAGCAACUUGUUAAGGCAGCUUCUUUUACGUGAACGGUUUCCUCCCUCCGUUGGAUUAGAUAUGAACGAAGAACAGGAUCGAGAUGAGUCCGACUUAAACAGUUUUCAGGAUGACUUACCACAGAGACCCUCCGCGGAGAGACAGAGCGAUAUUGAUAGACUUAACAUCAUGUUGAGGACUUUGAUGCUUCAAAGAAAGCUACGACUGGCCGCUGAGAGGCUUGCCUAGGGCCAGAAUCUCGCCAACCAAGAGCACAGCGUCACGAAAUCUCGGUCCGUUUCAAAAGCAAGUGCACUUUUUGAAAGAAAACGAUGAUGCCUAUUAACAGCUGAAGUCGAACGGAUUUGAAAAUCAAUACUCCAUUUCAUUAUAACUACUCACCAGUAACAACCUGACAAGCCGAAUCUUACAAACUUUAAAAGUCAGAUUUGAACAAUAUUCCGUGACUGAUUUUCGAACUCGACCAUCAUGCGAACUUUCAGAAAGGUUCAUCAAGGGAAAUUAGAAUGUGCGUUUGAUUUAAUCAUCAAUUAUUACAAUAUGAAGAGUCUCUAACAUAGCUACACGUGUUCUCGCUGGGUAUUCAAAUGAGCGAUCAAAGGAUUCUCCAAGGAAGCGCCAUUGACAAGACAGGAUGAGUAUGGCUAAUGCCGGAUAUGAGGACACAAUUACAACACGAAGCGGGGGCCACCUAUUUGAUGUUGCAACAUUCGUCAUGUCAUUUACCUUCACAGAAAGAUUUAUGAACUAUUUUCAGGUCGUUUCUUGACGUUAUUACCUCUAGAGGUGGACAUUUUGAACAAAACGGAACUGAUACACAGGAAGAUUGGUAAUUCUGAACAACGUUUCCAGAAGGAUACAUUUGAUUCGAAAUCUUUUUCUUUAAAAGUUUUUAUUCCCAAAUCAGGGAUCUGCAUGUAAAAGCAAGUCAUUACAAUAUUGUUUUCCGUUUCUAAUUUUAAUAAUCGAAGAAAAGAUUGCAUUGAUAACAGAAGAAUGGAAAUAUUGUAGUAAUGCUGUUGUAGGUUGACACGAUGUUAUACUGCUUAUAUUCCAUAUAAAAUAUGAAACAUUACAUAGGUGUAUGUGCAUAUUGUAUAAAAAUGGAUUUUAUUCAUUGAUCCAAAAGUUUGGAAGAGAAAGGAAAUCUCAAGAAGCUGCUAACCCAACGGAGACAUGAGAGGAGAAGAAAGAAUGUGCCUCCUCUCUUACAUAAACUUUAUUCAUACUUAAAGGAAUUCAGACACUACCUGCAUUGCUCUCUUUGGUACAAUGUUCCAUUCCGAUUCCAAAGCUGUUAAUUCCUACAGGUUCCUACUUAAAGGAAUUCAGACACUACCUGCAUGGCUCUCUUUGGUACAAUGUUCCAUUCCGAUUCCAGAACUAUUAAUUCCUACAGGUUCCUACUUAAAGGAAUUCAGACACUACCUUCAUGGCUCUCUUUGGUACAAUGUUCCAUUCCGAUUCCAAAGCUAUUAAUUCCUACAGGUUCCUACUUAAAGGAAUUCAGACACUACCUGCAUUGCUCUCUUUGGUACCAUGUUCCAUUCCGAUUCCAAAACUAUUAAUUCCUACCAGUUUGUAUGGCGUGCUGUGAGGUUUUUCUAUUGCCUUUGUUUCAAAUGGUCACAUGUGACAGCAUGUUCUGUAUUCUCGCCUGUAAACAUGUAUUCAAGUGACGAUAUCAGGGUAGAAGAAGUGGCUAUUUUAUAUGUCAUUAUACCCACGCUGUUCUUUGUGUAAAGGCUGCAAUGAUGUGAUAUAGGUUUAACUGUCACUUGAAUGACUGUUUAUACAUGUCCUUGUGGCAGAUCGUGUAUGGAUAACGUUGAAAGAUGAAAUAAACAGUUCAUCUAUGAGACGGAUCGAGCCAUGUGACGUCA
Haliotis rufescens (red abalone) is the source of this 2483-nucleotide messenger RNA. RefSeq lists its product as uncharacterized. The transcript is spliced from 4 exons. The record is from RefSeq and is a predicted model, not a curated record. NCBI's taxonomy places the organism in Eukaryota, Metazoa, Mollusca, Gastropoda, Lepetellida, Haliotidae. The coding region runs from base 427 to 828 and encodes 133 amino acids.